AUAAAUAAAUAAAAAAAAUUUGUGGGUGAAUAAAAAGAGCAAAAAUAAGUAAAAAAAUUGAAAUGUUCCAUCCUUAUGUGAAAAUUAAAAAGAAAAUUGCAAGUAGUUCACAGCUCCUUCAGCAACAACUUCAACAACAACAGCAGCCAACUUCACACAGAUGUUGUUGUUGUAGUACAACUUCAACUUCUAAUAGUAGUAGUAGUAGUAAUAAUAGUAGUAGUAAUAACAUUCUUGGUAAUAAUACCAGUUUUACAACAACAUCAUCAACAUCAGCAGCAGCCGCUGUUUUAGGUGCAGUUGCUAAUGCAACAGUUAAUAAUACUAUUAACUGCAGCAGUAGCCAACAAUUGCAACAGAAUUUAACGCUGCCACCAUUACCAACUAUUGUGCAGCAGCCUACGCAACAACAUCAGCAACAACAACAACAGCAACAUCUCUCACAGCUGCUGCAACAAAAUAAUAAUAAUAACAACAACGUUCCUCCACCUGCUUCUGCUGCUUUAAUUUCUUUAGCAGCAUUAGCUUCAACAUCUCCUCCUACAACACCACCACAACACCAGCAACAACAUAGACAAUCAUCACCAAAUUUACCAUAUUGCCCAAUCGAUCGACAUUUGGGUCACCUAAAUUUUGGUAGUAGUUCGUCAAGCAAUACAAAUACCCGGAGCAAUACACCAACACCUGGCAACCAUCACAGUAGAAAUAUUAUACAUAGCAGUAGUAGUUCUUCUACUGCUUCUGCUUCUUCUUCUUCUUCUGCUGCAGCAGUGGCAGCUUCAAGCAGUAGUUGUAAUAGUACAAAUAAUACCGUUAAUGGUAGUGUCGCAAGUACGAGCAGCGGUAAUAGUACGUUAAAUAGGAUUAGCCACACUAUUCAGCAGCAUCUUCAGCAACAACAACAACAACUUCUGCAACAACAGCAUCAUUCGAAUAAUUCAGCGCAUCAUAAUCAUCAUUCUUCUUCUUCAUCAUCAUCAUCCUCGUCGUCUUCGUCAUCUUUACAUCACCAUCAUCAUCAUCACCAUAGCAGCAAUCACCAUCAUCAACAGCAACAACAAAAUACCAGCAAUAAUCAGCAGCAGCAGCAACAAUCUCCUAUGUGCCUAGUAUUAUUAGUUAAAUGCCCAAAUUCAAAGGAAUUUUGUACAGCAGCGAAUUUCUGUGAUAAAAGAUUGCCAAACGAAUGCCAGGCAGGCCAAACUGCUAGAGUAACAUCUAACCUGCACGCAUCAAGUAGUACAAUGGCGGUUAGUCGUGUACCGUCACCGCCUUUAGCGGAAGUUAAUACACCAGUUGCUGAAAAUUGGUGUUACACUCAGGUGAAAGUGGUUAAAUUCAGCUAUAUGUGGACUAUAAAUAAUUUUAGUUUUUGCCGCGAAGAAAUGGGCGAAGUCCUUAAAUCAUCCACAUUCUCCGCGGGUGCUAAUGACAAAUUAAAAUGGUGUUUACGAGUUAAUCCAAAAGGUUUAGAUGAAGAAAGCAAAGAUUACUUAUCCCUAUAUCUACUAUUAGUAUCGUGUAAUAAAUCAGAAGUAAGAGCCAAAUUUAAAUUUUCUAUAUUAAAUGCUAAACGAGAAGAAACCAAAGCAAUGGAAUCACAGAGAGCUUACCGUUUCGUACAAGGCAAAGAUUGGGGCUUUAAAAAAUUCAUCCGAAGAGAUUUUCUGUUGGACGAAGCAAACGGUCUCCUGCCAGAAGAUAAAUUAACAAUUUUUUGUGAAGUUAGCGUUGUAGCUGAUAGUGUUAAUAUCUCUGGUCAAAGUAAUAUCGUACAAUUCAAAGUUCCCGAAUGUAAACUCUCUGAAGAUUUGGGUAAUCUAUUUGAUAAUGAGAAAUUUAGUGAUGUCACACUGGCGGUCGGUGGACGUGAAUUUCAAGCGCAUAAAGCAAUCUUAGCGGCUCGAAGUGAUGUCUUUGCUGCGAUGUUUGAACAUGAAAUGGAGGAGCGUAAAUUAAAUCGAGUAGCCAUAACAGAUGUUGAUCAUGAGGUACUAAAAGAAAUGCUACGCUUCAUCUAUACAGGGAAGGCUCCCAAUUUGGAAAAAAUGGCCGAUGAUCUCUUAGCUGCUGCUGAUAAGUACGCAUUAGAAAAAUUAAAAGUGAUGUGUGAGGAAGCGCUGUGUGUUAAUCUUUCUGUUGAAACAGCAGCUGAAACCUUAAUUUUAGCCGAUCUCCAUAGUGCGGAUCAAUUGAAAGCACAAACGAUAGAUUUUAUCAAUACUCAUGCCACAGAUGUUAUGGAAACAAAUGGAUGGCAGAAUAUGAUAACAACACAUUCGCAUUUAAUAGCUGAGGCAUUUCGAGCGCUCGCCACACAACAAAUCCCACCAAUUGGACCACCAAGGAAACGCGUCAAAAUGAGCUGAAAGAUAAGAUCAUUAUCAUAUAAGCAAAAAUUACAACAACAGCAGCAACAACAACAACAACAACAACAAUACCCUAAACCCCAACCAAUACAUUUAAUAUGUCUAAAACAUCAAUCAUUAGGAAUUAAUACAGAUUCAACUAAAAUAACCAGAUCAACAACUACAACAACAACAACUAAAUCGACAGUAAAUAUGCCAUUUUUUCCAAAAACUGCAACAACUCCAACAACAACAGCAACACCAACAACAACAGCAGAUACUGAUUGGACAGCAAAUACAAUUAGAACAAUACUUGGCCAACAGCAUAAGAAAAAACAUAAAAGUUCAAAAACAAGAGAAAAUCACAACAAGAAACGCUGUCCAUCAUCAGCUUCAGCAGCAGCAUCAAUGGCAUCAUCAUCAUUUUCAUCGUCGUCCUCAAUAAUAAUUUCCAAAAUUGAAACCACAACAAAACAACAACAACAAUCAUCAUCGACAAAAACACAAACUAAAUCAACAACUACAACAACAACACCAAUAAUACCAGGCUUUGUUCCCGUAUCUAUUCCUCCUUUAAUCUAUCAGGAUCCAAAAAACACUCAUGCAAAAAAAUGGUUAAAAAAUCUCAAGAGACAUGCUAAGAAAUGGAACACAUAAAUAUCCUACUCUAUAUCCUUCAACAUAAAAAAAAUAGGAUCCCAAAAAAGGAAUUUGGAAUUGUAGGACAAAAAACUAUGCAGAGCCAGAAGAAAGCACAAAGUGGUCGAUUUUCUCUCAGUUUUUUUUUU
Molecule: messenger RNA, 3136 nt
Organism: Episyrphus balteatus (marmalade hoverfly)
Lineage: Eukaryota; Metazoa; Arthropoda; Insecta; Diptera; Syrphidae
Gene: rdx
Product: protein roadkill
Exons: 8
Coding region: 63-2369 (768 amino acids)
Biological process (GO): proteasome-mediated ubiquitin-dependent protein catabolic process; regulation of proteolysis
Cellular component (GO): cytoplasm; nucleus
Molecular function (GO): ubiquitin protein ligase binding
Source: RefSeq, a predicted model, not a curated record